Messenger RNA from Folsomia candida, 5280 nucleotides. RefSeq lists its product as uncharacterized. Lineage: Eukaryota; Metazoa; Arthropoda; Collembola; Entomobryomorpha; Isotomidae. Gene Ontology annotation, molecular function: nucleic acid binding. The coding region runs from base 1 to 5280 and encodes 1759 amino acids. The record is from RefSeq and is a predicted model, not a curated record. The transcript has a single exon. Gene Ontology annotation, biological process: DNA integration.
AUGGACCGGCUGACGAGGAGGAGAGCUCCACUGCGGGCAACCAUCACAAAAACGGUAAACGACAUUGAUGAAGAACUGGAAAAGGACCCACCAGAUCAAGAAGUUCUCAACCUGAAACUGAACAAGUUGGGGAGGCUGUUGACAGAAGUGGGGGACCUGGACCAGAAGGUUAAAGAUGCAAUGUUAGAUGCAGAUUGCACCGAUGCCGAAUACGAGGCAGAAAUCAACGUCAUUCAAGAUUAUGAAGACAAGAUUCAUGCUACGCGAUUCAAAGUGGAGAAAGUGCUUCGACCAGGAGGCAAAACUCCCAGCCCACCAGCGAGUUUCUACAGUGUAGAGUCUGAAGGACAUCAGAAGAAGACCUUCAAACUUCCCAAGAUUCAACUGAAGAAGUUCAGUGGGGAUUUGAAGGAAUGGCUAGGGUGGUGGUCUCAAUUCUCUAAAAUUGACGAAGAUGAGGAACUUCACGCUAGUGACAAAUUCCAAUAUCUACUGCAAUGCAUGGUGACUGGAUCAAGAGCAAGAGGACUAGUUGAAAGCUUCCCAAUGACAGCCGAAAACUAUCCCAAAGCAAUUAUCGCCCUAAAGGAGAGAUUCGGAAAGGAGAAACUUCUUCAACAAGUUUAUGUCCGUGAACUAUUAAGAUUGGUCAUCGCAACGGCCAAAUCUAAGGAAAAGAUAGUUUUGUCCGAACUCUACGAUAAGGUGGAGACACAGCUACGGGCCCUGGAGUCUCUCGGUAUCAAGCCAGAGCACACCACCCUGUUCCUUUUCCCGAUGGUGGAAUCAUGCCUACCUGAAGAAACCCUUACGACCUGGCAUCACAGUCCGCUACGGAAAGAAGACGGAAGCAAGCUAGUCCCACCAAAGAAUGAACUUCAUUUUCUCAUGGAAUUUUUACGUGAGGAAGUUGAAAAUGAAGCAACGAUGAGAUUAGUCAGAGCUGGAUUCGAAACAACAGCAAUUCAUGAAUCAUCAGGGAAAGAGAAAAAGAAGAACGGAUCAAAGGCGGAAGUUGCGAAAUCUAAGAACAAUGAAGGUAGCAUCCCAACCGCUGCCGGACUUUUUGCUGGACAGAAAUCAUACACGUGUAUUUUCUGCAGCAAGUCUCAUCCAAGCCCUGACUGUUUCAAGGCUCAGAACAUGAAUCUUCAAGACAAGAAUGAACUAAUUGAAGUAAAGAAAGCCUGUUCUAUUUGUCUCGGCACUGGCCAUCGCUCAAACAGUUGCAGGACCCCCGUCAAGUGUAUUUUGUGCUCAAGGAAGCAUCAGACAGUAAUGUGUCCAGAGAUUUGGUCACUGAGGAAAACUGGACACAAGACGCCAGAAGCAGAAUCACCAACAACAAUGAACGGGAUGGCCAUGAAUAGUCACGCAUGCUCCGGAGAUGUUCUACUCCAGACGUUAAUGGUUCGACUCUACAAUGAGGGUGGGGGAUACAAAGUAGCAAGACUCGUAUUCGACAAUGGAAGUCAAGGAACUUCCAUCCGUGUCAAGUCUGCCCAAGAUUUGAAGUUGAAGCCCAUUGGAGAGAGCUGGUCACGUAAAGUGUUAUACGGCGGCCAAGUCACCGAUAUGCCAAGUCACCGAUAUGAGCCGGAAAUUUGCGGUCAGUUAAGUCGCGUCCCGAAGGGUCCAUGGAUUCAAGAGCUAGCUGCAAUGAAGAUCCACUUGAGUGAUUUCAAAUCAGAGAAUGCGGAAAUCGAGAUCUUGGUGGGCAGUGACUACUAUGGACAACUCGUCACCGGGCGUGUUGUUCAACUUAAAUGUGGAUUGACAGCGAUCGAGUCAGUAUUAGGAUGGACACUGUGUGGGAGAGUUCCAGGGGAAACAAAUGUGGCCGCAGUCGUCCUUUCCACAGCUCUCAUGUCGUGUCAAACUAGUGUGUCUGAGUUGUGGAACCUCGAAACUCUUGGCAUCCGCGAUCCUGCUCAGGUCAAAUCGAAAACUGAACGGGAGGAAGCAACCAGACAACAUUUUCAAGAAACAGUGUCUCGUGGUGAAGACGGGCGCUAUUCAGUUCGAUUACCUUGGGUAAACGGACCUCCGAGCAUUCCCGACAAUAAAUCAAUCGCGAUGAGAAGAUUGGAGUCCACUACCAAGAAAUUACAAGAAGCUGGCAAGUUUCAAGACUAUGACCAGAUUUUCAAGGAGUGGUUGAGAGAAGGUUUCGUGGAGAAACUACACGUGUAUGAAGAAGAUGAAGAAGGCACUCACUACCUCCCUCAUCAUGCCGUGAUUAAACCACAGAGUCUCACCACCCCCGUUCGACCAGUUUUUGACGCCUCAUGCAAGACUGGAAGAAAUCCCUCACUAAAUGAUUGUCUAGAGAAGGGUCCCAAUGAACUGGAACUCAUCCCAUCCAUCAUUUUACGGUUCCGAGAAAAGAAAAUCGGCGUCAUCUCUGACAUCCGAAAAGCGUUCCAAAUGAUCGGAGUGCACGAAUCCGACCGAAAUUUUCUCCGAUUCUUAUGGUGGGAGGACGUGGCUGUGAAGAAAGUGCAAGUUUUCCGGCAUAUGCGAGUUGUUUUUGGGGGCAACUGCAGUCCAUUCUUAUUGGGAGCAGUUUUAUCACUACACCUCGGAGCGGCCGAUUUACCCCAGCGAAUAAGGGACAUCGCCCAGAAGCUGUUAAGAUCCAUGUAUGUUGACAACAGUGUCACAUCUGUAGACUCCAUAGAGGAAUACGAAGAGUUCAAGACAACUUCCAUUCAACUCCUAUCUGAAGCAAAAAUGGACUUACGUCAAUGGGAGUGUGGCUCUGCGGAGGGAUCCGGAAUCGGCCCAGCCGGGUGCGGAUUGGUGACUGGUGGAGACCACACCCCUCAAGAAAUGACGACAGUCCUGGGAUUGAAAUGGAACAAGUGCCUAGACGUCCUGAUGGUAGAAGUACCCAAAGUGGAUCUGCCAGAACUAAUUACUAAACGUGUAAUUCUGUCCCAAGUUCAACAGAUCUUCGACCCAAUGGGAUUUUUGAGUCCUGCAACAUUGGUUCCCAAAAUGCUCUUACAGAAGACGUGGGAAACGAAGAUGAAAUGGGAUGAGGAAUUAAGCGUGAACCUCAAGAAGGAAUUUUUAGCAUGGUGGAAUCAAGCAUCGGAUUUGGAGCAAAUUCACAUCCCAAGGUAUGCGAUCAGAUCCACACAUGACAAUCUACAACUCCACACCUUCUGUGAUGCCAGCCAAAACGCCUACGCAGCAGCGGUGUUUAUCAGAGUCGAAACAGAAGACGAAGUGUUCAUCCAGCUACUUCAAGCGAAGUCGAGGGUGGCACCAAUCAAUAAAGUGACAACUCCCAGACUUGAACUUUUGGGAUGUACUAUUGCUACACGUUUAACUUCAGCUGUAAAAAAAGCAUUGGCAUUUGAAGAUAUCCCUACAUUCUACUGGAGUGACUCCACCACAGCGCUCGCUUGGAUCCGGAGAAACGACGAGUGGGGGACUUUUGUGGGCAACAGGGUGAAGGAAAUUUGUUCGCUUUCAUGUGUAGAAGAGUGGCGACAUGUUCCAGGGAAGUUAAACCCAGCGGAUUUGCCAUCAAGGGGAUGUUCGCCGUCGGAACUACUUGACAGUCGUUGGUGGGAGGGUCCAGGGUGGCUCAAAUCCCCAGACGACGAAUGGCCACUGCAAGCAAGUGAAGCAAACGAAGAACAAAUCAUGUCCGAAGCCAAGAAGAAGUCCAUUCAGAUGAAUGCAGUGGAUACCCUGAAAUCUUUGUGGUACGUUCGCUAUUCGUCAUUUACCAAGAACGUCCGUCUAGUGGCACUUAUCAUCAGAUUUGCCAACAAACUGCGGAAGAAGAGUACAGAGAAAGGAGAGUUGAAACGGUGCGAGCUGGAAUCUGCAGAGGAGAAGUUAUUCAUCCUGGUCCAGCAAGAAACUUUCCCAACUACACGUGUACCGGAAGAUGUUAUUGCUGGCCUGCGUGUAUUCAGGGAUGAAGAUUCAACUUUACUCCAUGUCAAGACCAAACUCACCCAUCGAAAUGAUGACACCAACAUUUUUCGUCAACCCGUGCUACUCCCGAAUUCACAUCCAUUGGUGGACCAACUCAUCAGAGAGGAACACAUCUACAAUGCGCACGCUGGGGCACAAUUCCUCAUGGGACGGUUACGAGAACGGUGCUGGAUAAUCCAAGGCCGAAGAGCGGUCAGGAAGAUUAUCAAGAGUUGCGUCAUUUGUCGACGAUUCACCACCAAGGCCCCCAUUUUACAACAAGCCCCUUUGCCAGAAGAUCGUGUCAAGAACGCCAGAGUAUUUCAGACUACUGGAAUAGAUCUAGCUGGACCAUUGUAUUUGAAGGACGGGUCGAAAGUGUGGUUCGUCAUCUUUACAUGCGCCGUUUACCGAGCAAUCCAUUUGGAACUUGUUUCAGCAAGCAGUACGGACGCAUUUCUGCUCGCGUUGUUCCGCUUCAUCAGCCGCAGAGGUCGACCGUCAGUUAUCUACAGCGACAACGGGACCAACUUUGUGGGAGCGGACAACCUAUUUAAGAAGAUGGAUUGGAAAAAGAUCGAGUCUGCUACACGUGUAAGUAGGAUUACCUGGAAAUUUAACCCUCCAUCAGCAGCAUGGUGGGGUGGAUUCUGGGAGAGACUCAUCCGAAGUGUCAAGGAUUUACUGAAGAGAAUGUUGGGACACAGAAAGUUGGACUACGAACAACUUCUCACAUGUUUAUACGAAGCAGAGGCAGUAGUCAAUUCUCGACCUCUGACUUUGGUGACUGAAGAUCAAGACGAUCUCAUACCACUAACUCCAGCAAUGUUUAUCCAAGAUAUUGCGGAGAUCAAUUGCCCUGAAGUUGAGAACCUGACUGGGAUGGGACUGAACAGGAAGUACAAACAAAUGAAAAUUUUACACGUGGAGCUGCGAAAUCGCUUCCGGAAGGAAUACUUUGGCCAACUGGUUCAGCGAGGAAAGCACCACAGGUCAGUCUCAUUUCAAGUUGGCGACGUUGUUCUCAUCGGAGACGACAACAAGAAGAGGAUCGAGUGGCCGAUGGGAAGAAUCAUUCAACUCUAUCCAGGGAAAGAUGGUCAAGUGCGGGUGGCGAGAGUCAAGACCACAACGAACGAGUUCUUACGGCCCCUCCAACGCUUAUUCCCACUUGAAGUAUCCUCCCCCACUGAAGUCCCCUCUGUGCCCAAGGUGGUCAUGGAGAAAGCAGUAAGAAAGAAGAAGGAAAAGGUGAAGUUUGAGGAGAAGGAAGUCAUCACACGAGCUGGACGACGGGUCAAGAUGCCAACCAGACUUGGAGUGGAUGAUACCGAAAGGCACUAA